ACAUCUUACACACAGAUGCUGUACGGUCCACUUAUCCUCAUACAUAUUUAUUUUUUGGUAGGUCAUUCACAUCCUUUCCUUUUUUUAGUAGGUCAAAUGUCGGUCAAAGGUAGAUCAAACGUCACUUUCGCACAUGGCCAAACGUCAAAAUUGUUGUUUACAGAUCUAGAUAAUCGCCGGUUUGACUGACUAUUUUUAGCCGCAUACUGUGUUUUACGUGACAUCCUGAGAUCCUGAAACAGUUACAAUAUAUUCGCCCGAAAUCGUUCAAUAAUGCGACAGCUGCUAAACAUGUAUUGUGAAAUCAUCAAGUAGUUCGUCCAUACUUUGUGAAGUACCAUUACGUAUAAAUAAAUAUACAUAUUCCGAGAAAGUGAUAAUAACACUAAAACAAACAAUUAUUAUAUUGGUCGAUACUCGAUACCACUGCGCGGCGUAGGUAUUUUCUAGUCUCGUCCACAUAUUUCAGUGACGAUAAGAUGUAUUUCAAAGCUGCGGUAAAACCUAGAGCUGUGUUGCGUGUUUAUCGGAACUUUUCUUGCAGUUCUGUCAGGAAUAGUAAACACAGUUGCAAACUACUAAUUGUUGGAGGUGGUACGGGAGGUUGCUCGGUAGCGGCAAAAUUCGCAAAAUGUCUCAAAAAGAAAGAACUCUAUGUGUUGGAGGCCAGCGAAGAUCACUAUUACCAACCUCUAUUCACUCUUGUUGGCGGCGGCAUGGAAACGUUAGAAGAGUCCAGGAAAAACGAGGCUGAUGUGCUGCCAAAAAACUGCACCUGGUUGAAAAGCAAUGCAGUCCGUUUUGAUCCGAUGGAAAACACUGUGACUGCACAGACUGGGGACGUGAUAAAAUAUGAUUUUCUUCUUGUGGCCGUUGGAUUGGAGCUGAGAUAUGACAAGAUUCCAGGUCUUGAAGAGGCUCUAAGUAAACCUUCAAAAUCUUCAGGAGUUUGCUCAAACUACUCUCCGAAGUAUGUAAAUAGAACGUGGGAAGUUUUGCAGCAGUUGACAGACGGUAAUGCGUUUUUCACCUUCCCAAAUAGUCCUGUGAAGUGUCCUGGAGCGCCGCAGAAGAUUUGUUACAUAGCUGAUGCGUAUCUGAGAAAGGAAGGAAGGAGAGAGAAAGUUAACGUGACUUACAACACGUCAUUACCAGUAAUUUUUGGCGUGAAGAAGUACGCUGAUGCUUUGUGGAAAGUGUGCAAAGAAAGGGAUAUUAACGUGAAUUUGAGAACAAACUUAAUCGGCCUGGAUUCUGAUAAAAAAGAGGCCACUUUUCAAAAUUUAGAUAAGCCCGAAAUCAAAACAACUACACAGUAUUCAAUGCUGCACGUAACCCCACCAAUGGCGACUCCACAAGCGGUGUCUAGCAAUACAGAUCUGUCGAAUGCAGCGGGAUUUGUUGAAGUGAACAAUGGCACGUUGCAACACAUACGGUUUCCGAAUAUUUUCGCGAUCGGUGAUUGUAGUUCAUCGCCUAACUCGAAAACCGCCGCAGCAGCAGCUGCCCAGUGCGAAAUAAUCCACAAAAACCUCUGUGCCGUAAUGGAGGGUAGAACGCCGGAAGAAAAGUACGACGGAUACGCGUCCUGCCCUCUGGUGACCGGUUACGACAAAUGCAUCCUGGCGGAGUUCGAUUACAACCUCAGCCCGUUGGAAACUUUCCCUUUCAGCCAGGAUAAGGAAAUGCGCAGCAUGUUUAUGCUGAAAAAGUCCAUUAUGCCGCCGUUAUAUUGGCAUCUUAUGUUGAAUGGUUACUGGAAUGGACCGAGUCUGUUCAGAAAAAUAAUGCACCUUGAUUUCGCAUAUGGCAACAAGAGGAACCCGGCAAAGCAGGAUUGAUUCCUUUCACAUUCCCUUUUAAUAAUCCUUAACCCUUCUUCCCUAUCGAAAUAAGACGGCACAAAGUGCCAUCUAUUAUGAGAAUCGACUACCAAGCGAGGGAAAACAUCAGUUCGCAUUUUCAGCUUCAACAGACAGCUCGUUGUUUUAGCUUUCGCAGAGUGGUAAAUUCUGGUAAUACAUGGCACUUUGUGCUGUCUUACUUAUACUCUCAAUAGAGGUUUCGUUCAUUGUCCUACCGAGACCGAGCGUACACCGUACCGAAGAGUUGCCGAAUAGCACGAAACAGCUAUCCAUGGUUAGCCGUCAGUGGUCGGACAACUCAAAGCUCAUUACUUUCAUAUAAUCCCUAACCCACGUUUUCCCGUUUAUCCUACAGGGCAUUGGAAUGGACCAGCACCUUUCAGGAAAAUGAUGCAUUGGGGCCAAGUCAAAAAUGGAAGCAAGAAAAGGUUACAUAUCUAAGCAAAUCUGUAUGUUCCUGAACACAAAAUUAAGUAUGAUAUGUUACUAGUUUGUCUUUCAAAUCAUUUAUUUACUUUUUUUAAAAGUGAAAAAAACAAAAAUUGUCAAUUUUUAGUUAGGUAUGCGAUUAUCUCAACAGAUUUAUAAAAAUAUUGUUUUCUUGAUAAACAUUUAUGGCACUAAAAAGUUUUCCCAAUAUUAUAAACAAAUAAACAAAAACAAAUAUAUGAAAUAUUUCCUAGUGACACCCAGUAUAUGAUUAGAACAUUUGUCUCAUAUAUUUAACUGUAAAAUAAUGAAAUUACUAACAUAGCAGUAUUAUAAACCACAUGACAAUAUAUUUUUUUCUUAGACCUAGUACUUUUUAAAAUAUAUUAUGAAAUAUAUAUUUUGCAUGUCUGCUGUAUAUUUUGGGUAAAUUAUCAUUUGAAAUUUUUUAUAAAUAAAUUGUUUCCGUUCUAUUAUUCCUCAUAACCUUUUUGUAUUUAUUUACACGUCUGACCAUGCCGGCGAAAUGCAAUGAGAGCAUAUUAAGCAACAUGAUCGUUGAGCCAUUCCUUCACAGAUGGCGCUCACAGCGAGGAUUGGGCAAGCGACUACUUAG
Acanthoscelides obtectus is the source of this 2910-nucleotide messenger RNA. NCBI's taxonomy places the organism in Eukaryota, Metazoa, Arthropoda, Insecta, Coleoptera, Chrysomelidae. The record is from the annotation of a GenBank genome assembly.